Molecule: messenger RNA, 693 nt
Organism: Alternaria rosae
Lineage: Eukaryota; Fungi; Ascomycota; Dothideomycetes; Pleosporales; Pleosporaceae
Product: heterokaryon incompatibility protein-domain-containing protein
Exons: 1
Source: RefSeq, a predicted model, not a curated record
AUGCGUCUUCUGGAUACACGUACCCUGGAGCUGAAGGCUUUUGUCGAUAGCAUCCCGCCGUAUGCCAUACUCUCUCAUUGUUGGACCGACGAUGAAGUUGUAUUCUCCGACCUAGCCGACUUGGAACAGGCUAGGAAGAAGAAGGGAUUCUCAAAAAUUGAAAAGACAUGCGAACUUGCGAUUGGGGAUGGAUUUGAUUACGCAUGGAUUGAUACCUGCUGCAUCGACAAAAGUAGUAGUGCUGAACUCUCGGAAGCUAUCAACAGCAUGUUUGCAUGGUACAGAGACUCAGAGCAAUGCUAUGCGUAUCUCGCCGACGUUGAACUUCAAGGCGCGUUUGCGCAAGGGGAAGCGGCGAGGCAUCAGAACAUCUUCUCACUCAGCAAAUGGUUCACGCGCGCUUGGACGUUGCAAGAGUUACUGGCUCCUAGUAAUCUGCAAUCUGGUAGAGACGAGGGCAUGAAAUUCUACUCUCGCGACUGGCAACUUCUGGGAAGCAAGGCCAGUAUUGGCAGGCGAAUAUCGCAGAUCACAGGCAUUCCCAUGGAGUAUCUCGAGGGCCAGAGCCUUGAAACCGCGAGCAUCAGUAUGCGAAUGUCAUGGGCUGCAGACAGACAGGCGACAAGAUCUGAAGAUAUCGCGUACAGUCUGCUUGGAAUUUUCGAUGUCAACAUGCCUUUGCUGUAUGGCGAG